This is a messenger RNA of Closterium sp. Naga37s-1, 1382 nucleotides long. The record is from the annotation of a GenBank genome assembly. Lineage: Eukaryota; Viridiplantae; Streptophyta; Zygnematophyceae; Desmidiales; Closteriaceae.
AUGGCAGCGCAAUCUGAUGAGAACCAGCCCCCUUCGUUCUUCGACAUUAUCGAAAUCAGAGAGCUUCCUGAUGGCACCGUUCUCUACUCCUUCGGCGAUGUCGACCCGUCGGCGCCUCCAAAAAUCGAUCCAACGCCAGAGCCUACACCUGAGGUCUCUGCCGAACCAACACCUGCACAGGAAACCGAUCCCACUCCUGAACCUAAGCCAGAACCCGCCUUAGAACCCGCUCCCGAACAAGCUGCAGAGCCCGAACCUCAAACAGAGCCCGAGCCUGUUCCGGAGCCGGAACCUGAACCCGAGCUAGUGCCUGUGCCAGAGCCGAUAGCCGAGGCAGCGGCACCGGCGGAGCCCGAAGCUCCAGCAGAGGUUGCGGAGGUUGCUCCAGCAGAAGUGGAAGAAGCGGAGGCAGAAGCAGCACCAGUUACUGAAGCGGUGCAAGAAGAGGUGAGCGCAGAUCCCGUAGAAAUUGCAGCAGCAGCAGACAACGCAUUAGUCGAUACCCCCAAGGAGGCAGAGCCCGCAGCAGUCGAGGCAGAGCCUGCAGCAGUCGAGGCAGAGGCAGCAGUCGUAGCGGAGCCGGCAGCGGCCGCUGAGAUAGAGCCAGCAGUUGCAGCGGUGGCAGCAGCAGCUGUAACGGAGGAGCCGGUAGUGGAGCCUGUGACAGCAGCAGCAGCAGUAGCAGCAGCAGAACCAGCGGCGGUGGUAGGAGGUGCCGCUUCGCGUCAGCGCCCCAUGGGUUUCGCGAAGCGAUCCCCCGUAGCCAAUGCGCGGCGCAAGCAGAGCUCGAAGCGGAGCGCGGGUGUAGCAUCUGAGGUGCACGAGGACGAGAGGGCCGCUGUGGUUACUGCAGCAGGUGAGGCCUCUGCUGAGAGUGCUGCCUCUGCUGACCAUGCGUCUGCCACCACUGCUGCUCCUGCUGUCGCUGUUGCGAUCCCCGAGCGGCUGCCCACCAGAUUUGUGAAGCGGAGCCCGCUCAAGGAUGCGAUGGCGAGGAAAAUGGAGGCGGCGGCCGCAGCGGGCGAGCCCAGCGACGAUGAAUCGUCCAGAGUGCGCCCAGGCACCGGCUUGACAGAAGUCGUUCUGGACCUGUCUGGUUCUGCUGCUGCUCAGGAGAAACAGCUGGAAACUGCUCCUGUGUCAGAUGCAUCAGUCAGUGCUGUUGAAGAAGUAGUGGUGAACCAAGAAGAAGAUGCAGGAGAAAUCGAGGUGGUGGUGGAAGCAGCACCGAGUGUGAAUGGAGUGAAGAGGCGGGAUGUGCUCGAGGGAAUGACGGCCCAGGAUUUGAAAAUGUUUCUCAAGGAGAGGAAAGUGCGGGGGUAUUCGAGGAUGCGCAAGGCUGAGCUAGUAGAGUUCAUCCUCGAUAUGGAGGAAAUUAAUUA